Punica granatum (pomegranate) is the source of this 1609-nucleotide messenger RNA. NCBI's taxonomy places the organism in Eukaryota, Viridiplantae, Streptophyta, Magnoliopsida, Myrtales, Lythraceae. The record is from RefSeq and is a predicted model, not a curated record.
UUUCCACCAAAAAGAACGAACCCCGCGUUCUCUUUUCCUUCUUCACCCAUUUUUUCUUAUUCUUACCGCACAGAUUCCCCCGUCGGAAUGGUGCCCCGCCGGCGAUCCUGAAAGCUCGGACGGCUACUGCUCUCCGGUCGGCUCCCCGAGGACGAUGAGGUCGAGCCAUGGGCUCAACUUGAACUUGCGCAUCCGAACUGACUCCCUGAUUCUCCAUGAAACCCAACUCCAGGCCCGAUUCGGAGCAGAACAAGUCCCGUCCCCAGGCGAAGGUGAUCGAGUGGGAAGAUUUCGAGCAGGAGCUCGCUAGGCUCUGCAGCCUCUCCUCCGCCCUCAGAGAAGCUAAGGAAAGGAAGCAGAUUCUUCACCAGAAACUCGAGUCCCUCAUUCAGGUCAAGAACGAGUCUUUCAGUAGAUUAAAUGUGCUAGAGGAGAUGCGGGAGAAACUGGAACGUAGAAAGCUGGUGAUGCAGAACACGUCAUUGCGCGCGAAAGCUGCUGCAGAGGAUUCUAAAAAGAAGGAAGAGGAGCUCGGUGCUGAGGUUAGAUCGUUGUUGGUUGGAGGAACAGGUCUUUCAGCUGCUCGGAAGCGGUUGCAGGAAUCAAGUAGAGUGCUUGAAGGACAAAGAGGUUAUCUAAAGCGAAAGAGCUUACAGAAGAUGCUGAGGAUGAGGCAACAACAUAUGGUCUCACAAGUUUCUUUGCUCUAUCCUGUAAAGAUAUCUGUUGGAAAAGCACAAGACCAAGAGCUUGAAUCAUUUCCAAGCAGUACCAGAUCAGGGAAUUCUGCUGGUUCUAAGCCUGUUAAUCACGAAUCCCUAACAAUUCUGGGCCUGCAAUUGACAAUGCUUCCAUUUACGAAGAUGAGUUUCUUUACUGACAAAAAAGAGGUUCAGAGAUCUUCAACAGCUCUGGGCUAUGUUAGCCAUGCGGUUUCACUUAUAGCGUCCUACUUGCAAGUUCCUUUACGUUACCCUCUUCGUUUUGGUGGUUCUCAUUCCUACAUACUGGACAAUGCACCUUCCGAGACCACGUCCUCCGAUGGAUCAUUGGAUGCAGAACUUUCAACAGGUUUGAAGCAUGCAGAAUUUCCACUCUAUUUAGAAGGUCAAGACACUACAAGAGCAGCGUAUGCUAUAUUCCUGCUUAACAAGGAUUUAGAACAACUUUUAAAUUACAUUGGUGUGAAGAGCUUAGGGCCCCGCUAUGUACUGGCUAACUUGAAGGAGCUUAUGAGGACGAUACUCUCUGCAGAUUACAUAGACACUUGAUCUCAAGUCUUUAGCGAUUCUUCUUCUGUAAAUGGGACUAUAGUUCGUCUUACUUACACGGGUGCAAAUUUUUGGUUGUGCACCUGAUUGUAAAGUCCUCUUCUUUGUGUAGACGAUGCUCGGUGGAAAUUCUUUCUGGAUUUUGAUCUUUUCGUUUAGAAGUUGCACAACUACAAACAGGCUUUACAGAUAAAAUGACUGUCAUGUAGGGAUAGGUGUAUAAUUUCUUUUCGAGUGCAGAUUCUUUCCCCUCGGAAGAUGAUAAGAAACGUGUAUCUCUUGCAUCAGUUAUGUAUUCUCCUCCUUUUUCUUGAAUCUAUGUUUUCCAUUGCUCUGCA